UUUAUUUUAUAAACAACACUCGCCGGGUUCGGUCGGAAUCGGACUGCGGUAUUAUAGAACGGCGUGGUGCGGAGCAUAUGUAAUUGCUUAUCAGAGGGAGCUGUCCGAAAUCGGUAUGUUUUCACCGCUCGAGUGAUACUUGAUUCCCGGCGAUUACCCAUCCCAGCCCCCCGCAGACCGGCGGUUUACGUAAGUCCAUUCAAUUUCAUUCGCUUGGAACACAUUUUAGCCGAGAGCACAUCAAUCAAGCAAUAAUAAAACCAAAAUGCGGCUACUGGCGAGACACGCGAUUCAGACGGUGCUGCGGCAGGAAAACAGGGAGCUCUUGGGGGGAGGAGGAGCAGGUGUCCGGCAGAAGGCCACAACCGGUUACCUGAAGCUGGCACAGACUGCGGCACUGGAGCCGGAGAAACCGAUCCAACAGGUGGAUCAGCUAAAAAACUCACCGUUGACGGACACAUUUGGCCGGCACCACACCUACCUGAGGAUCUCCCUCACCGAACGCUGCAACCUGAGAUGUGAUUACUGCAUGCCCGCUGAGGGAGUUCCCCUGCAACCCAAGGCGAAUCUGCUGACCACCGAGGAAGUCCUACGCCUGGCACGGAUAUUCGUGGAGCAAGGAGUGCGCAAGAUUCGUCUGACCGGAGGCGAACCCACUGUCCGCCGAGACAUAGUGGAUAUAGUGGCACAAAUGAAGGCCCUGCCGCAGCUGGAACAUGUUGGCAUCACCACCAAUGGCCUGGUUCUGACCCGGCUACUGUUGCCGCUUCAAAGAGCCGGGCUGGACUCCUUGAACAUUAGCUUGGACACCCUGAAAAAAGAUCGAUUCGAGAAGAUCACCCGACGAAAGGGCUGGGAGCGGGUGAUAGCUGGCAUUGAUUUGGCGGUCCAGUUGGGCUAUACGCCCAAAGUGAACUGUGUUCUUAUGCGGGACUUCAAUGAGGACGAGAUCUGCGAUUUUGUGGAGUUCACCAAGGAUCGUCCGGUGGAUGUGAGGUUCAUAGAGUACAUGCCCUUCUCCGGAAACAAGUGGCACACGGAACGGCUCAUUUGCUACAAGGACACGGUGACCGCAAUCCGUAAAAGAUGGCCAGACUUUCAAGCUCUGCCCAAUGGACCCAAUGAUACGUCCAAAGCCUAUGCCGUGCCUGGCUUUAAGGGUCAAGUGGGCUUCAUAACCUCCAUGACGGAACACUUUUGUGGAACCUGCAACAGAUUACGACUCACAGCCGAUGGGAACAUAAAGGUUUGCCUGUUCGGGAACAAGGAGUUCUCCUUGAGAGACGCCAUGCGCAGGAAGGACGUCACCGAGGAUCAGCUGGUGGAUUUCAUUGCGGCGGCAGUUCAGCGCAAAAAGAAGCAGCAUGCAGGCAUGCUCAACCUGUCGCAGAUGGAGAACCGGCCCAUGAUCCUCAUUGGCGGCUAGUAGACACACCACACUCUCCAUCCUCUCUCCCGUUGCAGGUGCAGUUCCGUAUCAUCCUCAUCUAUUACUUCAUCAAAUGACUCAUCCUGCCAGGCUGCAGAUCCGCAACGGCAGUCACCUGACCCACGUCAAUGCCCAAGGCAAGGCCCAAAUGGUGGAUGUGGGCGGAAAGGCGUCAACCACAAGACUAGCCCAAGCAGAGGCCACUGUCCGAGUGGGCGAGCAGUUAACCCAGUUAAUAGCAGCCAACGAAUUGGCCAAAGGCGAUGUCUUAACGGUCGCCCAGCUGGCAGGCAUCAUGGGAGCCAAACGCACCUCAGAACUCAUACCCUUGUGCCACAACAUCAGCUUAUCCUCCGUCAAAGUUCAGGCCGUUCUACAGAAGAGCACUCAAUCCGUUCACCUAAAAGCAUCCGUACGCUGCUCGGGUCAAACGGGCGUGGAGAUGGAAGCUCUGACAGCUGUCUCCAUCGCUGCCCUGACGGUGUACGACAUGUGCAAGGCCGUGUCUCACGACAUCUGCAUUACCAACAUCCGACUACUAAGCAAAUCCGGCGGCAAAAGAGACUUCCAUCGGGAGGAGGCCACUCAACCAGACAUCGAAUGAAGCUACACUGACUGAAUGGAUUGGUUGAGGUUGGAAAACUAAUUCAAGAUGGCUUUGAAUUGGAAAACUAAUUACUUUUAAGAAACACUCCAAUAUGGUUAUUGUAAGCAGGGAUUAAAGAGCAUUUCUAUUCUCCAAA
Messenger RNA from Drosophila ananassae, 2172 nucleotides. RefSeq names its product molybdenum cofactor biosynthesis protein 1 (gene Mocs1). Gene Ontology annotation, biological process: Mo-molybdopterin cofactor biosynthetic process. The transcript has 4 exons. NCBI's taxonomy places the organism in Eukaryota, Metazoa, Arthropoda, Insecta, Diptera, Drosophilidae. Bases 266 to 1426 code for a protein of 386 amino acids. The record is from RefSeq and is a predicted model, not a curated record. Gene Ontology annotation, molecular function: GTP 3',8'-cyclase activity; metal ion binding; 4 iron, 4 sulfur cluster binding.